CGUCAUGAGAAAACCUCACUCACGCCGCUAGCGACCUCGCUGUGCGACGCGCUCAGAGGAAGGCAGACCCACGGAUCCAACUCAUCACAAUGGCUUCUCAAAGCGACGAAAAUGCCAUAGACGCGCAUUCCCGCAGCGCACUCACCACCGCAAAGCGCAAUCUGCGCUACAUCUACGACCCAUCAACAGCCACCACAGCGCCUACACGUCGUCGCACACGCGCAAUCCUACGACUCCUGCGCUCAUCUCUCAUCUUCGCCUUCUGGCGCAUUGUUCGCUAUGCCAAGUAUGUUGCUAUUGGUUCCCUUGUGGCUACGAUCGGCGCAGGCGCGCUGGGCACCGUGUUCAGCGGCGCAGGGUUUGUGCUUGCGCCGACAGGCAUUGCCGGCACCAUUAUCGCUGCGUCAGUCUGGGGCGUAGGGAAGUUUGCGGUGAAGCGGCUGAAGAAGAGAUGGGAUGGAGGUCACGGGUAUGGCGAGAUUGAAGAGGCAAGAGAGGAAAGGAUGAGCGGUGUGAUGCGUAUGGAGAGGGGUCCGGACGCUGUGCCUUGGUGAUUGCGGGGCGUGACAUGUACCGCAUUAGUCUCAAAGUCGAACCUGAUUACCGCGCGCAGUAUCAUAACUGCCAUAGAGAGAUGGGCUCUGACGGGAAAGCACUGCUUGAAGUCACGUGAAGAGAGCGCGCAAUGGAAGCUGGUCUACAGCGAACGCAUCGAAGCACCACGAUUCGCAAUUAUAUGACAAACGAUCCGUAACAAGGCCAACAUGAAGAAGAACUGUCCAGCUUUCAUGUUACGCCGAGCUCCAACGUCCCUAUGCGUCACCAAACUCCUAACUUCGAAGGGGUUCCUGCGCAUCUGUCAGCUGCCAUCGAAAUCACGUAGCACUUGGAAGGGACACACCAAAUCGAAAAUGUCGACUCGUUCGGAACUGCUGGUUGUGCACAUAGCCCAUCCUUUGACCCCAGAAACCGAAGACCGUACCAUUGCG
Messenger RNA from Paraphaeosphaeria sporulosa, 989 nucleotides. RefSeq lists its product as uncharacterized. The record is from RefSeq and is a predicted model, not a curated record. NCBI's taxonomy places the organism in Eukaryota, Fungi, Ascomycota, Dothideomycetes, Pleosporales, Didymosphaeriaceae. Bases 90 to 554 code for a protein of 154 amino acids. The transcript has a single exon.